Molecule: messenger RNA, 8044 nt
Organism: Archocentrus centrarchus (flier cichlid)
Lineage: Eukaryota; Metazoa; Chordata; Actinopteri; Cichliformes; Cichlidae
Gene: kndc1
Product: kinase non-catalytic C-lobe domain containing 1
Exons: 31
Coding region: 116-5515 (1799 amino acids)
Biological process (GO): regulation of dendrite morphogenesis; small GTPase-mediated signal transduction
Cellular component (GO): dendrite; neuronal cell body; guanyl-nucleotide exchange factor complex
Molecular function (GO): guanyl-nucleotide exchange factor activity
Source: RefSeq, a predicted model, not a curated record
CCUCAGUUGUGCCCAUUGUACCCCGAGAGCUCAGGCAUGCCAUCUGUCUCGACUGGAAACGUUGCCGUCUGGUCUGAAAUUCGCUUUACUACUUGAGAGGAUCAAAGUUGCUGCAAUGGAGACUUCCGGGGGUGAUGCAGCGGACGCAUACUUAAGGAAACCCGAAGAAAGAGAUUAUGAUCUUGAACAUCUGCCUCCACUGCUGGAAGAUGAGGAAAACGUGUCUCUGGCAGACAUCCUUUCUUUGCGGGACAGCUGUCUGUCUGAGGAGGAGGUGUGGGCAGUGUGUGCAGAGUGUGUUCUGUCCCUGCAAAGCAUCAGACCCUCCCACCUCUUCCACACACUGUGCAUAACACCAGACACUUUGGCCUUCAACGCCCAUGGGAAUGUUUGCUUCAUGGAGCAGCUCAGUGAUGAUCCAGAAGGCUCCUUCGUGCCUCCGGAGUUUGACAACACAGGCAGCACGUUUGAGGGCCAUGUUUAUUCUCUGGGGUCGACACUUUCUGCCGCACUGAACUUUGUCAUCGAGCCAGAGCUGGAGGCAAAUCUGGGAGAAGAAAUCCAGAGGCUGUUGGAGCAGAUGCAGGAGGAGAAGCCUGAGGACCGCCCGCUCCUGCAGGACAUCCUGUCUCUGGCUGAAGCACGGCUGUCCCACACCUCCUCUGCAGCUGUGUGCCGGAAACUCUCCUCAAUCGGACGCCGCGUGCUCUCCAUUGAAUCCGUUUCAAACUUUCAAGAUGGGCAGGAAGGCUCCUGGGAGGCGAGAUGGCAGCAUUCCAAACCUAAAUGUCUUCUUAAAAGACUGAGCUCAGAUGACGGCACCAAAGACCUGCGUGAUAGUUCUGUUAAGACGAAUGGUCUGUCCAGGCAGCAGCUGUGUGGGGGCUGGGAUUCCUCUCUCUGGGCUGAGGACAUGGAGGGGAGUGAAAGAGACAGCUUGAUCCUGACAGAUGAGAUGGAUUGCCGUUCUCACAACAGCUCCCCAGUGAGGAGGAGAGCGCAGCAGAGGCUGAACAGAGUGAGGGGGGCCCUUAACCGCUCCUGUUCUGUCCCGGACUCCAACAACCCCCCCUGCUUCUCCCCUCCAAGUCAUGGAGAUAUCAGUAUACCAGUUUCAGACCUCACUGAGAUAGGAGCGGACGAGCACUUGAGCUGCAAGUCUGCGUGGAGUAAACAACUUCAGAGACUCAGCCGGGGGAUGUCCUGUGAGUCGUACCCACACUGUAACUCUGAGGACUGUGGGGAAAUGUCCCAAGAAAAUGAGGAUGCCACAGAGACUGGACAAACCGAUAUUCAGGAGUGCCAUGAAAGUCAGUCUAAGGAGUACACCCAGGACUUAGCAUCAUCCUGUACUUCCCUGAAUAUGGAUCAGGACUCUUCUGAAGACCAGACUUCAUUGAACCACAGUCUAUACAUUCCUAAUAACUACAUGACCAAAAGCAUGCUGUGCCUGAAUGAAGAAUCUCAGGAUGAGUGGAUCUCUCUAAGAGAGCUGCUUACUCGUUGCGGACGGAGGCUGACAGUUAAUGAGCUGUGGGCUCUGUGUUACACCUGUCUAACCUCACUGCAGACCUACAUUGACUUUCCAGCCUAUUUAUGCCUGGACACGAUGCAUGUGGGCUGCGAGGGGGAAGUGCUUUUUUUGAAACCUAAAAACAUAGGAUCUAGAGAUGAAUUUUAUCUUGCUCCUGAAUAUCAAGAGCAUGGAAUAGUAACUGAGAAGGUUUGUGUGUAUGGGGUUGCUGCCAUACUCUGGGCCACAGCCAAGUUCACUUUAUCGCCUAAUCAAAAACUGGCGAUGCCUCGCAAACUAAAGAGACUGCUCCUGGAGAUGGCUAAGAGGACGCCUAUUGAGAGACCUACCAUCGACAUGGCUAAAAAAAGUUGUCGUGAUUACCUAUCACAACAGGGGACAAAUGCUGAGACUGUGUGGAACAACCUCAUCAGCAGAGUUCACCCGCCGGCCUCAAAGUCCACGGACUCAGAAGAUUUGGAGGCAACUGAAACUCAUCAAAACUCGUAUGAAGAGUCUGUUAAAAACAGCAGUGGCUUUGUCCCCAUGGCCACUGAGAGCCGACUGGCUCCUGUGCCUGGCCCUGUUCCCCACAGCUAUCCAGUCAAUCAGGAACUCCAGCUCCCAGAAGCAUUCACUUCCACCGCCACACACUUCACCCCCAUCAUCCUGACCACUGAUGGAGACUUAGAGGGGGGUGACCAACAUUUUGGAGAUGGAACUGAAGGGGCUGUGGAUGGAUUUACGAAAGGCAGUGAUCAAAUUGUGAAAAGCAGCCUUGAUUUCACGCCACCCUCUGAGGACCCAUUUCCUCCACACACUGAACCCAAUCUCCGUACUCAAGAGACAGUCAAAACUACGCCUUCUACAACUCCCAGCAACAAGAUGCUGGUCGACUCCCCUUCUGCUCUCCCCGAUGUUUCUUAUCUUGAAGUCUCUGUUUCUCUGCCAUUAUCCACUAACCUCGGCAGCUGUGGUGUUUUCAAUAAUUACCUCUUUCGGCAGGACCCCUCAACAGGUCAUCUUUCUCUAGUGCCUGUGCAGGUCAAGGCUCCCGAGUCUGUUCUCGGGUUGGAUAUAAAUCUCUCUUUGGUCCCUCGGCCUUUGCAGGGGCUAAUCACAGUUCCAGAGAGCACUGAUGGUUCCUUUAUUGACUGCCUGAAUGUACCUGUCAGGCCUGGACAUCAGGAGUAUGAACCACCAUCAUCUUAUUUUAGUGGGAGCUCAGUCAUUUCCGACCGUUGCCUGGAGCACACUGUGCUUGGAGCACACAGUGGCCAAACCAAUCCAAGAACACAAGGUGAGAACCAGUCUUCUCUAAAGUGCAGCUCCCUAAAGGUCCACCCAGCCUUACAGGAGGUGAUUGAUCUGCUGAAGGGGGAGUUUUCCCUUGAUGGAUAUUUGGACAAUGGACAUGGGGACAUUGCCAUGGGGGAGUUCAUCUUCUCUUUGAGGGACCUCCAAUACCGUGCGUUCGCCAGCGCUGUGAAGGAGAGAUUCAGUGAUCUGUACUGGGAAGAUGACUUACUGGGUGUAUUGCAUUGCUUGGUAAACUGCAGCACUUCUACAUUCAGCUCUAAUGAGCAGCCUCCGUCAGCGGCUGUGGAAAGGGCAGCCCUUACCCCACCCUUGAUAGCUGCUGUCAGGAGAGGGAAGAGAGAAGUUUGCCUGAACAGCUGUCUUGAUCUGAAUGGAAACAUUCACCCAGCCAGUGCUGUUGCUGGGGAGUUUUGGGAAAGGACCGAGGCCUUGUCCUGUCAUGGAGAAAAUAGGACUGUACUCGAGGAUGUCAGAUUGAGUUCAGAGCAAAAUCAGCGCUGCAUCAGUGAAGUUCCAGGCGUGAGCGUUGACAGUUCAGACUCGGGGGUCAUGGAAGGAAGAGGUCAUUCAGUGGGGGGCAGCGAUGAAAGCCCCUCUGAAGCUGAGGUUCUAUCAGAGAGAGAGGAAAGGCUCACAGGAGCCCACGAUGAGCAGAUGAGCCCAGACUACUCUGAGGACAUGGAGGACAGCGACUCUGUGGCAUCAGAGCGGCUUCUCCCCCCUGGAUUCAGAGCAGAGGGUCUGGGCCUCAGCUCGAGCCCGGACUGGGCCUUAGCCUUCUUUGGCGAGGAUUGCUUUAGUCCAGAUGUAAUCCAGUAUGCAGGAAAUCUGGGACAGCACACCGGAUCGCCGUGUCUGGAUGUGAAAGCACAGGAACUGCAGCAGCAGCUGGUGAUUGAAACAAGGAAUCUAAAGAAAACAAGAAAUUUCUACCAGAAGUUGAUUCAACAAGAGAGGAAGAACAAAGGUGCUGAGAGCAAGCCGAUGCUCUCUAAACUCAAGUCACAGCUUGAAGAACUCAGAUCCAAAGUAGCCUUCUUGGAUUGUGUGAAGAAAUACCUCGAGAUUCUCAGUGUGGACCAGUGGGGUUUGGAGCUUUCGUUGCUGCCCUCUUUGGCUGUCUGUGGACUCGAGUCUUUGGACCUUGAAUCCUCUGAGGACCCUUCUGUCCUGAGUUUCAAUACCAGCAAAGGGAAGAGCGCUCUGCAGGCUGGAUCUCCUUCGGGCCUCAUGGCUUACCUCUACGCCAGAAAUGCUGCUGUGGAGGGCUACAUCCAGCGGUUCCUGUACACGUAUCGUUUCUUCUGCACUCCUGAGCAGUUACUGCAGUUCAUAAUGAAUAAAUUCAUCAGUGCUGUAAGGGAGGGUCCAGAUUUGUCAGGAGACAGCGAAAAGGUCUUCCAUCGGAGUUUGCACCUGCUCCACUUCUGGAUAACAGACUGUAAAACAGUGGACUUUGCACCCAACUCCGACCUCGUGGAUAUGUUAGAAAAGUUCCUUAAUACUGAGGUGAUUCCUGUAGACAACCAAGGGGAAGCUCUUCUUCUUGGUCUUCACAGCCCUCCAAGUAUGAGUGCUACAAGUCAUCUGACAGUGAGCCUAGUCAGCUUUGAUGAAGUUGAUGACGCUGUGUGUUUGCAUUCAUCUACUGAGGAUCUUGGUAAAAAGUGGAGGAUCUCGCGGGUGGUGGAGCCCUCUGCAUCCAUGUCUAAAGAGAAGGCCUUCUCUAUUGCUGCGGCUCUGCCUAUGCCCUGUCACCGCUCCCUGAUGGAUGAGCUCUCCAGCGCUUGCUUGCACAAUGAGGAGCGACUCCCCUUCAGCCAGAAUGAGUACAGCGCACAGCACAUAGCCCAACAGCUCACCCUCCUGCAGCAGGAAAUGUUCCAAGGAUGCCAUCCAGUUCAUUUCCUCAACUCCAGAAUACAAGGAGUCAGGGACAAAGUCUUGAACCCGAACAAGAAUGUGGCACAGCACAUUCCACCAGCAGAGGGAAGCAGUGGGCUUGCACACGAGGGGCCACCUUCAGACAGCUGCCUUCAGCGGCUGCUCAUGUAUGCUGAUAGCGUCACUAACUGGAUCUCUGCUGAAAUAGUCAUCUGCGACUCUGUCAAGAAACAAGUUGCUUUGCUGACCAAGUAUCUCUGGAUAGGAAAACACUGCUACGAGUCGAGGAACUUUGCCACGGCCAUGCAGGUCCUCGGUGGUCUGGAGAACGUGAUUGUCAGGCAAUUACCGGCUUGGAAACAUCUGUCAUCCAAGGUGUGCGAGAUCCUGGAGGAGCUACGAGCCGUGCAGGUUUUUCUGAAGAGUGAUGAUCUUUGUCUCAUGGGAGGUGAACAUACAGCAAAGAAGCCCACACUGCCUUCAGCCCACAUCCUUGCCAUGCACGUGCAGCAGCUGGAGAUCGGAGCUUUCACUCUCACUACCGGGGCUUACAAAUGGACCAAACUGAGGAGCAUAGCAAAGGUUGUGAGUCAGGUCCAUGCCUUCCAGGAGGCUGUGUACCCUUACAGCCCAGACCGGGACCUGCAAGCCUACCUUCGCCGCCGCAUCGCCCGGUUCGCCACCUCUGACAUCCACCUCUUGGCCGCCAACAGCGAUGCCAACUUCCAGCAGUCGAGCGAGCGCCAGACUCGGAGGAUACAGGACACACUGAGGAGAGUGAAGGCCACCUUCCAGUGAGACGUGCCUUAAUCACACUUCUCAGCCUGGACUUCGAGGUCACCUACAGGUCCACACCUGGACAUAUCCAAGCCCAAACUAAGGCGCCAUGCCCAAACCGCAGUGAGCAGAUGCUCCCCGGUCCUGGACUGGGAAAUAUUUUCUGAUGUUAUUCACUGUUUGUCAAACACUCCUUAACUUAAGUGAGUAAAAUAGAAUCUGAGGUGAACUUGGUUCACAGCUCACUUUUUUAUGAACAGGUUCUGCUGUUUUUCUCACAUGCUUGAUUUUUAUGUUAGCAUUGUUCCUAUAUACCAACAGGAGUAGAGGGUAAUGUUUGUAUUUGCAAUGAUUCUUCCUCAGCUGAUACUGACAUUCUUUCUCAAUAUUUUUCAAAUGACCCUGAAAUUUAGCUGUUUAAGCCUGUAAAUAGUCAUAUCUGGACUAAAUGCGGUGGCGCUGUAUGUCCAACAACAAGGCCUGAUAAAAAAAGCGUGGCAAAGUGGGUUAUUGUGGGAGGGCGUGAGACCCCUAAAAGCCAAAAAUUCUUUAUAUAGCAGUGUGGUAAUAUGAUCAAUUAUAGGAUGUUUAGAAUAUGCACCACUUAACCAAAAUAUCAACUGAUAUGUAAUGAACCUUAAGGGGGACUUCAGUGACUAAAACUGUCACCUCAUAAUCUAUAUGAAAAAGCUUUUCCACAUUCAAUAAGGCUAUCAAUAUAUUCACAUUACAAUUUACAGAUCACAGCAGAUCUAUAAAGUCUAAGAAGCUUCACAUUAAGAGUUUUUGUAACUUCUUUGCAAUUCAAAUAAUUUUCCUUCACAGCAGUUUCUAUACUUUUCAAAGGCAUCCACAGGGCUGAACGGGACCCUCUGGCAGGCGGGUUCUGGUUGCAUGUUUGACAUUUCUGCUUUAGUUGGUAGCACACUAAUAAAAGUUUGUGAUGUAACUCAAAAUUUAGGAACACGUUAAACUUUGAGCGUCAACGUGGCUCACAAACUUCAGCAUGUUUGCACUGUCAUUGUGAGCAUGUUAGAAUGCUGACGUUAGCAUUUAGCACAAAGCACUGGUGUGUCUAAGGAUAGCCUCUCAGAGCUGAUGAUCGUUGCGCUUGCCAUAAGAGCUGGAUAUCAGUUUCAAAAACAGUGCCUGCUCAACUGCACUUAAUAUUGCUCGCCAGCCCAUAAGCCAAAAAGGUCUCCUAGCUUCUAGAGACAUCAUUUUCAAGUAAAUGACGCUGUUGUGUCAGUUCUUUGGGAUUUUUAUCCUAGGCUAGGAACAUAAUCACACCGCCUGGACUUUGUCAUAAAUCGUCUUCUUUGGUUUCAUUGUGACUAUUGUUGAUCUCAAAGAUGGUCUCCAACCUGUGAAAGAUGCAGGUUCUGUUCUAUUUUAUACACAAACAUGAAUGAAGUAAUUGUGUCAAAACACAGUUAAAGAGAGAGAUAAAUACUGUGAUUCUGCACAAACAGCAGUCACCGAGUAAAGUGAAUGUGACUGAGAGAUUAUUGGACACUCCAUUAUUUCAGCUCAUAUUGUGCUCACAAGGUGCAUAUUCCUCAAUUAUUCCAGGCCACACAGCAAACUUAUGAAACCUGUGUAACUGCAGCAGAGAAAUAUGGUGCAUAAUGCACAGGAAGUAGUGGAGGCAAACAGGUUGCAAAUUUUUAAUCCAGCCAUCUCAAUCAUACAAAUAAAAUCAGUUUACUGUUGCUGAAUUGUGUUUCACUUGUAGAAAACUGAGCAAAUACGAAGCAGGGUCAUUUCUUUUUGUCUUUUUCAAAUUUCAACACAGAAAUGGGAGCAGAUCAAUUAAAGGAGAACUCUCAAUGUUCGAUCCCUGCAGUGAAGGGAUCCAGUGGCACAGUUUGGUGCCACUUGUCCCCAAAGAGGAAAGGGUUUUUUUCUGAAUGAUCGCCUUAUUUUUUAUAAUAAAACAUUUCCAUCUAUCAUGAGAGUGCUUUUCUCCAGGAUGACAGUGGCCCUGUCCACUGGUCUGAUGUGUUACACGGCGCUCUCCACCACCACUGCCAUCAUAAAAACACCAAAUCAGGGAUGUUUUUUGGAAGAAUGGCUUUCCAUCCCUCCGGUAGCUUUCCAGACAUUUGAAAAUCAGUGCCAAGGAGCACUGAAGAUAUUCCUGUGUCACAUGGUGGGCAGACGGCUUCAUGUUGUUCUUCCUUUCAUUGGUCACAAGUCUAUAGCUUCUAUUUGUUUACCAAUUAGGAUCUGAAAUAAGAAUUACAUGACUAGAUUGAUGAAAUAUAAUUUAUAUUUAUAUUUAAACAAUGCAAUGUGUAAUAAUUGCAUUCAUUAAGAAUAGUGUGUGAAAAGCAAGAGACACGCUUGCAGUUAUGACAAAAACUUACCAUUACCGAGCAAAUGAUGGACCGUAAUGAGAUGUCAGCGUGCAAAAUGUUAUUGGAGGAACGAUGUUCAGUCUGUGUCUGCUGUCUGUUUUCCUGCCCGCGCUCUCGCCUCUGUGGAGAUGGAAUAUGACAUGCUAUGAAGAUUUGCUUAAUUUAGCCAAAUAAAUGAGAUUUUAUAAUC